This is a messenger RNA of Paramisgurnus dabryanus, 1158 nucleotides long. It is a transcript of the gene ntaq1, whose product is annotated as N-terminal glutamine amidase 1. The record is from RefSeq and is a predicted model, not a curated record. Gene Ontology annotation, molecular function: protein-N-terminal asparagine amidohydrolase activity; protein-N-terminal glutamine amidohydrolase activity. NCBI's taxonomy places the organism in Eukaryota, Metazoa, Chordata, Actinopteri, Cypriniformes, Cobitidae. Gene Ontology annotation, cellular component: nucleus; cytosol.
UCAGUUCUGUCAGUGGUAGGCCUAAUCAAGACACACAAUCUGCACAGGCAGGCAGAAGUUAAUCGGACAUUAUUGUUGUUUUUCGCUUAUGUGCUUUUAACAGUCAAACAGACAAUCUGUCCUUUGUUAAGAUCAGAAGAAUGCUUCAACAAGUAUCGUGAUUGCGCAUUACAUUUGCAAUUCACAUGUAUGUUUGAUUUUCACCUCGUUGAAAAGUCGGAACGACAAAUCUUCAGAAGUUCCACACGGUCAUAAUAAACUGUAACACCAAUGUGUACUAUCGAUGUGAUGGUACUGGUAUCGCAAGCAAAUAGUCAUUUUAAUCAUUGUGGUGUAUCUUGUAUUUGUCUUUCUUCGUGUCGUUGUAAUCUGAGUAAGACAUAAUCGAACAAAGUGGUGUGUCGAAUGAAUGAAAAUAAAACUAUGUCUGAAUAUGCACUUAUUUCUCCAUCUAGAAAUGAAUGUGUAUACACCAGCUGUUACUGUGAGGAAAAUGUGUGGAAAUUGUGUGAAUAUGUCAGGGAUCAAGGGACUUGCUCUUUGCAUGACGUGUAUGCAGUAUUUAUAUCUAAUGAAAGGAAAAUGAUACCCAUCUGGAAACAAAAAUCCAGUCGAGGGGAUAAACCUGUAAUCUGGGAUUAUCAUGUUAUUUUGCUACACAAAAGUAAACAAGGACAAAGCUAUAUAUACGAUCUAGACACCAUCCUCCCCUUUCCUUGUUUACUUGAUGUAUAUUCAAGGGAGGCCUUUCAAUCUGAUGAGCAUUUAAGACGUGAAUUCUGGAGGAAGCUUCGUGUCGUACCGGCAGACAUCUACUUAAAGAAGUUUGCUUCUGAUCGGUCACAUAUGAAAACUAAUGAUGGCAACUGGCGCAUGCCACCUCCUUCAUAUCCUUGUAUAGAAGCAUCAGAUACUAAAAUGAAUCUUGAUGACUUUAUCUCCAUGGAUGAUAGAGUGGGCUAUGGAGAGGUUUAUGGACUUUCAGACUUUGUUCAACACUUUGGAGUGAAAUAAUAUUGUUUUUGCUCUGGGAAAGAACCUAAGCCAUGUUAAAAAAUGUACAUAAUUGUUUACAUCAUUGUCUCAGGAAAAGCAGACAGAAAGGUCAGUCAUAUAGAAAUAAAUCUGAUGUAACACUUGUUGAUAUUAUACACCCUU